AUGGCCACCACCGACGACUCCAACAAGCCGCCCGUCGACCAGGUCGAGCACGCGCAGCCCCCCAACGCCAACCACCGCCGCGAUGCCGCCGCCGAGCUGCUGGGCAAGUCCGGCACCUCGCCGGAGCACCGCGUCGUCGUCACCGCCGACGACGACAAGCGCGUGCUGAGGAAGAUCGACAUGGUCAUCCUGCCGCUGAUGCUCUUCGUCUACUUCCUCCAGGGCAUCGACAAGUCCACCCUCGCCUACGCCUCCGUCUUUGGCCUCAUCGAGGACACCGGGCUGGUUGGCGACCAGUACUCCUGGCUUGGUUCGGUUGUGUAUCUCGCCCAGCUCGUCAUGCAGUUCCCCCUUGCCUGGGCUCUCGUCAAGCUGCCCAUCGGCAAGUUCACCAGCUGCAUGGUCGCCUUCUGGGGUGUGACUCUGUCCUGCAUGGCUGCUGCGCACAACUUUGGCGGCCUGCUUGCCGCGAGAUUCUUCCUCGGCACCUUCGAGGCCUCCGUUGCGCCGUCCUUUGUCGCCAUUACCCAGAUGUGGUGGCGUCGUCGCGAGCAGACCCUGCGCAUCAGCUACUGGUACGCCAUGAACGGCUUCACCAACAUGUUCGGCAGUCUCAUCACCUACGGCCUCGGCCACAUCUCCUCUAAGCUCAAAGAGUACCAGAUCAUCUUCCUCUUCUUCGGCGUCAUCACCGUCGCCUUCUCCGUCCUCAUGUUCUUCUACAUGCCCGACUCCCCCGUCGAGGCAAAGUUUCUCAACGACCACGAUAAGGUCAUCGCUGUCGAGCGCCUGCGCAUGAACCAGCAGGGCGUCAUGUCCCGCGAGUGGCGAUGGGACCAUCUUUGGGAGAGUUUGCGCGACCCAAAGACGUGGAUCUGGUUCGCCCUCGUUUUUUCCAUCUCCAUCCCCUCCGGCGGCAUCUCCACCUUCGGCCCCCUCAUCGUCAAGUCCUUCGGCUUCGACUCCUUCCAGACCAUCCUCUUCAACAUCCCCUUCGGCGCCGUCCAGCUAGUCUCCACCGUCGGCGGCUCCUGGGUCGCCACAAAGAUCCACAAAAAGGGCCCCGUCAUUGCCGGCCUCUGCGUGCCCCCCAUCGUCGGCUGCGUCAUGCUCAUGGUCCUCCCCAACUCCGCCAGCAAGCGCGCCGCCCGCCUCGUGGGUUACUACCUCAUCUCCGUCUACCCGGGCAUCACGCCCCUCAUCUACUCGUGGUCCGCCGCCAACACCGCCGGCGACACCAAGCGUAAGUGCACCUCGGCCGCGCUCUUCGUCGGCCAGUCCGUCGGCAACGUCGUCGGGCCCCUGUUGUACAAGCCCUCCGAGGCGCCGCAGUACGCGCGCGGCCUGAGGUCGAAUCUGGCGCUGUACUGUCUGAUUAUCGUCAUGGUCGGUGCCACGAGCGCGUACCUUGCGUUCUUGAACAAGUCGCACAGUAAGCGCCGCGUGGCCAUGGGCAAGAGCGCCGUCAUCAUCGACACGAGUCUGUUCUCGGCGGCCGAGGCGGAGCGGAUGCAGGCCGCGGGGCAGUUGACGGGCACUGGAGACGGACAGGAAAUGGCUGCGGCUGGGGACGAGGGCACCACAGCUGGGGAUGUUGGUGCGAGGGCGUUUGAGAAUCUGACUGAUUUGCAAAAUGAGGAGUUUGUCUUUGUUUUCUAG
Messenger RNA from Colletotrichum chrysophilum, 1659 nucleotides. RefSeq lists its product as uncharacterized. Gene Ontology annotation, cellular component: membrane. NCBI's taxonomy places the organism in Eukaryota, Fungi, Ascomycota, Sordariomycetes, Glomerellales, Glomerellaceae. Gene Ontology annotation, biological process: transmembrane transport. Gene Ontology annotation, molecular function: transmembrane transporter activity. The transcript is spliced from 3 exons. Bases 1 to 1659 code for a protein of 552 amino acids. The record is from RefSeq and is a predicted model, not a curated record.